CAAGAUGGCGGCAGCAGUGGGUGCGAUAGUUGUGCUGGCUUUUUUGGCCAUUUUGGGGUCUGUUAAUGCAGAUGGAAGGAUUUUGGUGUUGUUGGAUAAUAUGGCGAUGAAAGAAACGCAUUCAAUAUUUUUCAAAUCUUUAGCAGAUCGUAAAUAUGAGUUAACAUUCAAGACUGCAGAUGAUCCUGGUUUGAAAUUAACAACUUAUGGUGAAUUUCUUUAUGAACAUCUUAUCAUAUUUUCACCUACAGUUUAUGAGUUUGGUGGUAAUAUUGAUGUGGCUACAAUAACUAAUUUCAUUGAUGAUGGUGGAAAUGUGUUAGUUGCUGCAAGUUCAGAUAUUGGUGAACCAUUGAGAGAUUUAGGUGCAGAAUGUGGCAUUGAAUUUGAUGAGGAAAAAACAGCUGUGAUUGAUCAUCUAAAUUAUGACAUAGCCGAUGAUGGACAGCAUACACUUAUAGUAGCUGAUCCUUCAGGUCUCAUUGAUGCUCCUACUAUUGUAGGUCCCAAGAAAAAUGCACCUGUACUGUUCAGAGGUGUUGGUAUGACAGCAGAUCCAGAAAAUGAAUUGGCAUUGGAUGUAUUACAUGCAUCAUCUUCAUCAUAUUCUUUUUUUCCAGAUGAAAAAAUAAGUGAG
Messenger RNA from Saccoglossus kowalevskii, 637 nucleotides. RefSeq names its product dolichyl-diphosphooligosaccharide--protein glycosyltransferase 48 kDa subunit-like. Gene Ontology annotation, cellular component: endoplasmic reticulum membrane; oligosaccharyltransferase complex. The record is from RefSeq and is a predicted model, not a curated record. NCBI's taxonomy places the organism in Eukaryota, Metazoa, Hemichordata, Enteropneusta, Harrimaniidae.